Fukomys damarensis (Damara mole-rat) is the source of this 1264-nucleotide messenger RNA. RefSeq names its product von Willebrand factor. The record is from RefSeq and is a predicted model, not a curated record. NCBI's taxonomy places the organism in Eukaryota, Metazoa, Chordata, Mammalia, Rodentia, Bathyergidae. The coding region runs from base 266 to 1249 and encodes 327 amino acids. Gene Ontology annotation, molecular function: protein binding. The transcript has 9 exons.
GUUCCAAGUCCGAGGACACCAUGGGGUCUGAGAAUGUGGGUGCAGUGUCUGUGCAGAGUGGGAGUUCGGUGUAUUGAGGCAGAGACAAGAUGGGCUCUCGAGGGCCGGUCACCUGCACGUCACCUGCUGCGUUCCCGGCACCUAGCAAGGCUUCCUGACCUCAGUGAGCCGAACCACUUCGCUCACUGAGACCUUGGGCCCACAGGUAUGUGUCCACCAUGGCACCAUCUACCCCGUGGGGCAGUUCUGGGAGGAAGGCUGCAACAUGUGCACCUGCACGGACAUGGAGGAUGCCGUGAUGGGGCUGCGCGUGGCGCAGUGUUCUCAGAAGCCCUGCGAAGACAGCUGUCGGCAGGGCUUUUCCUAUGUCCUCCACGAAGGCGAGUGCUGUGGGAGGUGCCUGCCAACUGCCUGCGAGCUGCGGAGCGGGUCACCGCGGGGCGACACAGGCAGCACAGUGUCUCUGUGGAAGAGUGUUGGCUCCCAUUGGGCCUCCCUGGAAGACCCCUGCCUCAUCAAUGAGUGUGUCCGUGUGAAGGACGAGGUCUUCGUGCAGCAGAGGAACGUGUCCUGCCCCCAGCUGGAGGUGUCUGCCUGCCCCGUGGGCUUCCAGCUGCACUGCCGGACCUCGGAGUGUUGCCCCAGCUGCCACUGUGAGCCCGUGGAGGCCUGUUUGAUCAAUGGCACUGUCAUCGGGCCUGGGAAGAGUGUGCUGCUGGACGAAUGCACCUCCUGCCGCUGCACGGCGCAGGGCAGCACUGCCCCUGGGUUCAAGCUGGAGUGCAGGAAGACCACCUGCCAGGCCUGCCCCCCGGGUUACCAGGAAGAGAAGAGCCCAGGCGAAUGCUGUGGGCGGUGUCUGCCCACCGCCUGCACCAUUCAGCUGAGAGGAGGACAGAUCGUCACGUUGAAGCGCGACGAGAUGCUCCAGGACGGUUGCGACAGUCACUUGUGCAAAGUCAACAAGCUGGGAGAAUACAUCUGGGAGAAGAGGGUCACAGGCUGCCCGCCCCUGGAUGAGCACCGGUGCCUGGCUGAGGGGGGGAAAAUCAGGAAAAUUCCAGGCACCUGCUGUGACACAUGUGAGGCGCCCGACUGCAGAGAUAUCACUGCCAGACUGCAGCACGUCAAAGUGGGAGACUGUACAUCCCAAGAGAAGGUGGACAUUCACUAUUGUGAGGUAAGGCUUCCGGCUUCACCUGGGCCCAGGCGUAAAUGUGGACACCACACUGAUGACGUCCGAGGAUGAUCUGGGGAAGUCACA